Messenger RNA from Blepharisma stoltei, 999 nucleotides. Lineage: Eukaryota; Ciliophora; Heterotrichea; Heterotrichida; Blepharismidae. The record is from the annotation of a GenBank genome assembly.
AUGAAUGGAUUCGAGCAUUCAGAUGCCUAUUUAGAAGCAUCAUCAGCUGAUGACCGCUACAUCAUAGUAUAUACACUGCUCAAGCUUGGCUUGAUUACAGGGAAAGUUAUGAUUUACACAAAUACAGCAGAGACUGGCUACCGAUUAAAGCUCUUUUUAGAGGAAUUCCACAUAAAGUCGCUCCUCCUUAACUACGAGCACCCUAAAAGCACUCGUCACUUAAUGGUCACCAACUUUGUAAACCAUAAUGAUGUUCUUGUGGUUAUUGACCCUGACGAAGAAGAAAGCCAAAAUAAAGGCUGCAAACGACACAAGAUCUUUAAAUGCCCAGUCUCAGUCCUCAUAAACUUCGAUUUUCCAUCGUCAAUAUCAAACUAUCGCAAGCGUGUCUCUGAUGUGUCUGACGAUAUCAACACAAAUAUGUCAAUUCUCAGUCUCAUCCUCCAAGAAGAUUUGCAUCAAUUGGAAAAACUCAAUAGACGUCUGGAGAAAAAGGAAGAGAAGCCAGUAGAAAAACUAGGCUUGAAAAUGGAAGAGUUUGAAAAAUUCAGGUAUCGCUGUGAAGAUAUUUUGAGGACAGUCACAAAGAAAGCUGUCCAUAAUGCAAGAAUGAACGAUGUGAAAAAAGCGAUAUUAGCGACAAAAGAAGUCAAAGAUAAAUUUAAUGAAAACCCACAGGAUAAAAAACUGCUGGCAGAAGCUAAAAAGAAAAAUAAGCCAAAAAGAUAUUUGGCAUCAGUUCCUGAUUAUUUGCUACCUGCUCCUUUAAAAAGAAAAAGAAGUGAAACAACAGCUUUGGAUAGGAAAAAAUUUGAAGAGAAAUUAGCAAAGAGACAACACAGAGCAGUUAGAGAGGUAGAACCUGGUGAAAAAAUUGAGGAAACCCCAGAAAGCAUAGCGUGGGAAGACUUGCCGCCAACUUCCAACAGAAAGCUAUGGAAAAUCCGCCAUCACAUGUCAUUGAAAGGAGGUCCCAGAAAAAUCCAUAAAAAGAAUUAA